AAAUAUGUAUAAUAUAAAUAAAAUGCAAAAUAUUAUAUGAAACAUUAUAUUAAUGAGAAGGAAAGCAAGAUAAUUCUUUAAUUAAUAAAACAGAAGAGUAACAUAUCAAAAUUUAGAACUAUCGCAUUAUCCACAAUUAGCUGACAAGGAUAACGUUGAAGAAAAAAGCAAAAAAAAAAAAAAUUAAAAAAAAAAACAAAAUCACAUCCUUUGUUAUCAGGCAUCCAAAGAAAAGUCCAACCAGUAAAAAGUUCUAUAUGAUAAUAUGCUGGUAACCAAUUGAAAGAAAAUAGCAACAACAAUAACAAAAGCAUUGUAAUUAGCGUAGAUCUUUAACCAUUUCAACUAUAGGCAGUAAAAAUUUUACAAAAACAAAUUAAAUAAAAACAUUUAUGUAUUAUAUGAAAUCAAAAAGCAACCGCAUACUCAUCGCUAUCAUUAAUUAACAAGCUAACUAACUAACUAACUAACUAACAACAACAACUAUAGUAACAAAGACAUUAAUAAAAAUUGAAAAAGAUUAUAGUUCGCCAAAGGGGAAGAGACAUCAGCAAACGUCAACAAUAACGUUAACAACAAAAAAGCAACAGCAGCGUCAGCAGUAGCAGCAGCAACGAUAAUAAUAAUAACAACAACAAUAAUAACAAUCAUUACACGACAACAAACCAUACAAAACAUAUUAUAAUUAGAGAACAAUUACAGCGUUUUAAUUGAGAAGCGCCAAUCAUCAACUGCAAUCCAAAAUAUAAAAACACGACAAACAUUCGCAGCCAAAACAUGGGCACCGGUCAUUACUUUUGGGCUUUAUUCUAUUUUGCCAGUUUAUGCAGUGCGUCUCUAGCUAAUAAUGCCAAAAUAAAUUUCCGAGAAAAGGAGAAAAAAGUCUUAGAUCAAAUUUUAGGUGCAGGCAAAUACGAUGCCCGUAUUCGACCAUCCGGCAUCAAUGGAACGGAUGGUCCCGCUAUAGUCAGAAUCAAUCUUUUUGUACGCAGUAUCAUGACGAUUAGUGACAUUAAAAUGGAGUAUAGUGUACAGUUAACUUUCCGUGAACAAUGGACAGAUGAACGUUUAAAAUUCGAUGAUAUACAGGGUCGUCUCAAAUAUUUGACACUGACUGAAGCGAAUCGUGUUUGGAUGCCGGAUCUGUUCUUUUCGAAUGAGAAAGAGGGUCACUUUCAUAACAUCAUUAUGCCUAAUGUUUAUAUACGCAUUUUUCCCAAUGGCUCGGUUCUUUAUAGUAUUCGUAUAUCAUUAACAUUGGCUUGUCCCAUGAAUUUGAAAUUAUAUCCUUUGGAUCGUCAGAUUUGUUCAUUACGUAUGGCCAGUUACGGUUGGACAACAAACGAUUUGGUCUUCCUUUGGAAAGAAGGUGAUCCAGUGCAAGUGGUUAAAAAUUUACACCUACCUCGCUUCACAUUGGAAAAAUUCUUGACUGAUUAUUGCAACAGUAAAACUAAUACGGGUGAAUACAGUUGCCUCAAAGUCGAUCUACUGUUCAAGCGAGAAUUCUCAUAUUACUUAAUCCAAAUUUAUAUUCCAUGCUGUAUGUUGGUCAUUGUCUCAUGGGUGUCAUUCUGGCUUGAUCAAGGUGCUGUACCAGCUCGCGUUUCACUGGGUGUCACCACACUCCUAACAAUGGCCACCCAAACAUCCGGCAUAAAUGCUUCACUGCCGCCCGUAUCAUACACAAAGGCGAUUGACGUUUGGACCGGCGUAUGCCUGACGUUCGUGUUUGGUGCAUUGCUUGAGUUUGCCCUCGUCAACUAUGCGUCCCGCUCAGGUUUGAAUAAACCUAAUCGGGCCGCAGACAUGCAUAAGGAAAAUUUGAAAAAGAAACGGCGAGAUUUGGAGCAGGCCAGCCUAGAUGCUGCUUCAGAUCUAUUGGAUACCGAUAGCAAUGCCACAUUCGCAAUGAAACCUUUGGUACGUCAUCCUGGUGAUCCUAUGGCCAUGGAAAAAUUGCGUCAAUGUGAGGUGCAUAUGCAGCCGCCAAAACGUCCAAAUUGCUGCAAGACUUGGCUAUCAAAGUUCCCAACCAGUUGGCUCGAUAUACAAUGUUCUAGAUCGAAGAGAAUCGACGUUAUCUCACGGAUAACAUUUCCUCUGGUCUUCGCUCUCUUCAAUUUGGUAUACUGGAGCACUUACCUCUUCAGAGAAGAGGAGGAUGAGUAAACGGCACACGAGCGUCAACAAAUACAACAAGAAACAAAACAAAAAAGAAAAAAAAAAAAAGAAAAGAAAGCAUUCAGC
Messenger RNA from Glossina fuscipes, 2250 nucleotides. It is a transcript of the gene GluClalpha, whose product is annotated as glutamate-gated chloride channel. Gene Ontology annotation, cellular component: synapse; membrane; neuron projection. Bases 778 to 2172 code for a protein of 464 amino acids. Gene Ontology annotation, biological process: nervous system process; chloride transmembrane transport; signal transduction. The transcript is spliced from 14 exons. Lineage: Eukaryota; Metazoa; Arthropoda; Insecta; Diptera; Glossinidae. Gene Ontology annotation, molecular function: extracellular ligand-gated monoatomic ion channel activity; chloride channel activity; transmembrane signaling receptor activity. The record is from RefSeq and is a predicted model, not a curated record.